Drosophila mojavensis is the source of this 632-nucleotide messenger RNA. RefSeq lists its product as uncharacterized. Bases 82 to 387 code for a protein of 101 amino acids. The record is from RefSeq and is a predicted model, not a curated record. The transcript has a single exon. NCBI's taxonomy places the organism in Eukaryota, Metazoa, Arthropoda, Insecta, Diptera, Drosophilidae.
AGUUCAGUUAACGAAGAAUCGCCAGAGCAGGCGCUACAACGGGACCCAAGGAUAUUCAGAGAGAUAUUUAACUAAGGAAUCAUGUCUUACUACGACGACGAGCGCCGCCAUCACCACCACCAUCAUCAUGGACGUCCCAUUGUGGAGGUGGAUAUUGUGCCACCACGUCUGCCACGCCCCGUUGUUGAGAUCGAUGUCGGCUCGCGCUAUCCCUCCUACAGACCGGAAUGUGUUGAGGUGAUCCAACCAGCGGCUGUCUACCAACAACCACCCAUGGUUGAGGUGGAUGUGGUGCGACCCAGUCGACCACUCAUCGAGUUCAACAUCGGCGGGCGUCGUCCACGCGAGGAAGUCGUCAUUGUGGAGCAACAGCGGCCCUGUUGGUAACAAGCGCACAUUGAAUUCGCAUUCAAAUGUAGAACAACAACAAAAUACCGUAUUUAUUUUUUAUUAAUUGAAAUUAUAUGACUAACAAAACCAAACAAAACUGAAAGCUUCUAUUUGUUAUUUGUCAAUCGCAUAAAUGUAAAAAGUUAUGUAAAAGUUGUGACUAAAUGUAUUUAAUAUUAUUAAAAGCUUUUGACUAAUGCGACAAUUGCUUUAAUGGCAUUAUGAAAAUUUAUUUAUUUUAA